This is a messenger RNA of Talaromyces atroroseus, 957 nucleotides long. RefSeq lists its product as hypothetical. Gene Ontology annotation, molecular function: S-adenosylmethionine-dependent methyltransferase activity. Lineage: Eukaryota; Fungi; Ascomycota; Eurotiomycetes; Eurotiales; Trichocomaceae. The record is from RefSeq and is a predicted model, not a curated record. The transcript has a single exon. The coding region runs from base 1 to 957 and encodes 318 amino acids.
AUGGCUACUUCGUCCGUUCGACAGGAUAUCACAACCCAGACUUCAGCACCGGGAAAGGAAAUCGGGUUUUCUGUCAACCAAGGAGCAAAUUGGUCCAACUACCUCGUAUACCGUCCUCUCUACCCACAGUCAUUUUUUGAGAGAAUAUACAACUAUCAUUCGCAAAAGCCUUUCGCAUCAUGGUCGGUAGCACAUGACAUCGGCGCCGGAUGUGGUGUUGUUUCAGCUACUUUGGCGUCCCAAUUCCACAGCGUAAUUGUAUCCGAUCCCAAUGAUGGAUAUACCACAGUAGCCCGGAAAGCGCUGAUUGAAGAGUCCGGUAUUCCUGAGUCAAGACUACGAUUUUUACAGGAAGGAGCAGAGAGAAGUUCUGUCGAAUCCGGGACCGUAGACCUCUUGACUGUCUGCGAAUGCAUUCACUGGACUGACCCUGUUACCGCAAUCCAAGAAUUCAACCGCGAGCUGCGACCCGGUGGCACGGUAGUAAUAACCCAUUACACCGUACCCCGGAUCAUUGGAAAUGAGAAGGCUCAAAAUGCAUGGGAAAGAAUCUGGGACCUGUACUCGGAAAAUUGCAAGGAUGAUGACUUGUUGGCGCACGCUUUCCGUAUCCUCAACACCGGCUUUGAACAUCUAGAAUUUCCUCCUGAUCAAUGGGACUUGGUGAAGAGGCAAUAUAUCAAUGCUCACGGCAGUCUACUCCCUUUCCAAAUGAAUCCUAUAGUGGCCGAAGAUCACGUCCACGACGGGGAACAGAAGGUAUUUGAUGAAAAUGAUGAAGAUUGGAUUGAUGUUAAAGGCUUUGAGUGGUUCAAGGGGUACCAGGAGACAUGGGUGCCAACUCUUCCGGAAUCAAAGAGUAAAGAGUUGUGGGAUGAGCUGGAGCUUGCUCUUGAUGGUGAGAAAGCGAAGAUUGAAACUCCAGUUGUCAUGGUCUUUGCUACGAAGAGAAACUAG